This is a messenger RNA of Plasmodium gaboni, 3114 nucleotides long. RefSeq lists its product as hypothetical. The coding region runs from base 1 to 3114 and encodes 1037 amino acids. The record is from RefSeq and is a predicted model, not a curated record. NCBI's taxonomy places the organism in Eukaryota, Apicomplexa, Aconoidasida, Haemosporida, Plasmodiidae. The transcript has 6 exons.
AUGAAGGAAAUUAUUUAUGUAAAGAAUAAAGAAAGAAAAAGUAUUAUAAGCAAUGUUCGCAUAAAGGCUCAAAAAUUAGACCAAGAUGAAUAUGAAAUAUCUAGAAACGAUUGUAAAGAAUUCAUAAGAAUAGUUAAAAGAUAUACUAUAGAAUGCAUGUUUGAAGAACACUUUAUAAAUAAAAACACAAAAGAAAAAGAAAUCAAUGCUGACGAUUUAAUUUCUAUAAUUUCAACAAAAAAAAAAAGAUGUUUCUAUAUACCUAUAGCUAUCUAUAUAGGCAAAAGCAAUGAGCUUGAUAAAUACGAAAAAUAUUUGAAGAAAGAACAAAAUAAGAAUGAAGAAAUUAAAAAAAAAGAUAAAGAAAAUUUAAAGAAACAAUAUGAAAUAGAUAAGAAAAGAAAAGAAGAAAAUGAAAUGAAAAGAUACGUUUCUAUAGAUUCCAUUUUGGAAUUAUAUGAAAAAGAUAAGAUUGAAAAAAAAGAAGUUUGUGAUCAUUUACAAAAGAAAUUAUCAUGUCAUAAAAUUAAGAAUGACAUAAAUAAAAUUGAUAUAAAUAAUGAUAAUAUUUUGAUAUCUACAGAUAAUGAUAUAGUUAAGGAUGUAGAUAAUACUCCUCAACAAGAAAAAAUAGAAAUAGAACCUGACAUGAAAGAGAAUGAUAAAACAAAUUAUAAAAAUGAACAAGCAAUGUUAUCAAAUAUAAAAGACAAAAGUGAUGGAAACACAAAGGAUCAACUUUGUGAUUAUAAAAAAUUAAAAAUUGAGAAUAAUAAAAAACAUAAAAAUAAAAAUAAAAAAAAUAAAAAUAAUAUAAAUCCAAAAGAAGAUAACAAUGAAAAUAUGAUCAAUGAUCCUAAGAAUUUCAUAUGUAAUACAAAAAAUAAUAAUCAUAAUAAUAAUGAUGAAAAUUUCUCAAACAAAAAAAAAACAGCAGCAACAGCAACAACAACAACAACAACAACAAACAUACAUACAACAAAUGAUAAUAAUAUCUCAGAAGAUAAGAAGAAUUAUUAUAAUAGAUUAUUAAAAAAAGUUGAAGAUACAAUAGAAAGAAAUUGUAUGAAUAAAAAUAGGGAGAACAAAAAAUAUUUGAAAUCUUUUCAUAUGGUUUCUUAUUAUAAACUAAAUGAGUUAAUUUAUAUUUCAUUCUUAAUCAGAAAGUAUUACAAUCAUUAUUAUGAAAAAGAAUUAUACGAUAUGGUUGAUACAUUUGAAGACAUUCAAAAUAAUAAAAAAGAAAAUAUUCAUAAAGAAAAUAUAGAACAAAACAAAAUAUAUAAUAAACAUUUUACAAAUAAGGAUAUAGUAAAUGAUCCUAAUAAUCAUACAGAUAAUAAUUCAAAUAAUAUGAUACAUUUUAAUAAGAAUGAGAAUAUAAUAUAUAAAGAUAUUUUUAAAAAACUAGAUGAGGAAAGAAAACAAAAAAAAAAUAAUAUCUAUAAUGAUUAUGCUCACAAAUAUAUACACAGCGAUAUGUUAAGUAAUUAUCAGUUUUUUCAAAAUAAUAUGUAUAAAAUAAUUAAACCCGUCUUAUAUAAUUUAAAUAUAUUUUUUAAUCAAAAUGUUAUAAAGGAUAUAAAUAAAAUUAUUCAAAAAUAUGAUACGGUUAUUCAGGAUAUACAUGAAAUUUGUAGAAAGAAGGAAUAUGAAACAAGGAUGAAUGAAGGAUUCCAACAGAGUGAGAGACAUAAAUUAAAUUAUGAAAAAGAAGAUGACAUAAAAAAUAAUGUUGACAUCACAAUGAGUGACAUAAAAAAAAAUGUUGACAUCACAAUGAGUGACAUAAAAAAUAAUGUUGACGUCACCAAAAAUAAUGUCAAAGAAGAUCGAGAUAAAAAACUACAAAAAAAUAUACAAACCAAUAUACAUAACAAUGAUAAUAAUAUAAAUCCUAAAAAAGUUCAGAAUAGUAACAAAUAUGAGGUUAAAGAAAAAAGAAAUUAUAAUAGUGGAGAUGAUAAAAAUAAAGAGGAAGAACAGUGUAUUAAUCAUUUAGAUCUUCACAAUCAAGGUGAUAAACACAUAACGAAAAUAUAUAAUAAACCAAAUGACAUAGUCGAGAUGAAUGAAAAAAGAAAAGGGAAUGUAUUAUUUAAAAAAGAAGAUGAAGACGAGAAUUAUAUAAAUAAGUCAAAGAAACAAUGUAAUAACAUUACAAGUACAUUUAAAAUUAUGGAUGCUUCAUCAAAAAAAAAUAUCACAAAUAAUAAUUUAAAUAACAUAUCGAAGAGACCUAUAAGAAGAGGUGUUUAUCCUUUAACAUCAUAUAUUGAAACAGAAUCCUUCAAAGUUAUGAUAAUAAAAAAAAAAAAAAAAAAAAAAGAUUCUUAUCAAUCUACAAAUUAUAAUUCAGAUUCAUAUAUAUUUUCAACUAUAUGUGACAACCUUAAAGAUGAUAAUAAUAAAUUUCAAUCAGAUACUUCUAUAAAUUAUUUAAAUAUAAAAUAUAGUAAGGAAGAAUUAAAUACUUUGAACAAUCGCAAUUUUAUUUAUUAUAUAACAAACGAUAUUGAAACACUUGGUAUAUAUAAAAAAAUUUAUUUUUAUGAUUUCUUUUUUAUAUAUUUAUUAAGGAAAUUAUUCUGGAAUAUUUUUUCAUUAUAUUAUUUAUAUUUACAAAAUUAUAAUGAUAAAGGAGAAGAAAAAAGAAAAAAAAAAAAAAAAAAGAAAAAAGAAAAAAUGAAACAAAAUAUAAUAAACAAUGUAUAUAUGCCAUCUAUAUCAUCAUCAUCAUCAUCAUCAUAUGAUGAAAAUAAUAUUGAUACAGCUCAUAAAAAUAAUAAUCAAUAUAAAAUUAAAAAAAUUUAUAGUGAUCAUCUAUUGUUAUAUGAAAGUGACAUAAGCCUUAACAACUCACAAAUCAAUAAGGACUAUCUUUAUAAUACAAAUAAAUUGUUACAUGACGAUUUAAAAAUAUUAUUUAACUUAAUAAAGAAACAAAAAUUUUUAAUAUAUUUUAGAUAUGAUCAAAAUAAAAAAAUUAAAAGUAAAAAUAAAACACAAUAUGUUUAUAGGGAUAUAUGGAUAUAUCUAAUUUUAAAGGCUCUCAAAAAAAAAAAUGACAGUACCAUUUUCAAUGAAUUUAUAUUCUUCAAAGAAAUGAAAUAA